Molecule: messenger RNA, 4698 nt
Organism: Pygocentrus nattereri (red-bellied piranha)
Lineage: Eukaryota; Metazoa; Chordata; Actinopteri; Characiformes; Serrasalmidae
Product: BRCA1 associated protein
Exons: 12
Coding region: 408-2174 (588 amino acids)
Biological process (GO): protein ubiquitination; Ras protein signal transduction
Cellular component (GO): cytoplasm
Molecular function (GO): zinc ion binding; ubiquitin protein ligase activity; nucleic acid binding
Source: RefSeq, a predicted model, not a curated record
UUCAACACGCGCCCCGGAAAAGACUGCAGACAGCUAAUUCUUUACUUCUAAACGUCGAUGCUAAUUUAAUUAUUUAAAACAUGCACAAAAUGCCUAGUACUGAAGUAGCGUAGCUAGACAUUAACAUUUAAUCUGUGUUUUUUGAAGUUAGUGCUAAAAUUAUUGUUUUUCUUUUAAUUCCCUCAGUUCUGUGCCAUCUGGCUAGCUAGCGUAGCUAACGUUAGCGUUGUUUUGUUUUUUUUCCUGCUCUUCGUGUCACGAGAAAGUCUACAGUUUAGCUAUCAGUUUAAUAAACGAGCUAAACUCUUUGUGGCCGAAGAAAGCGUACAGCUUUAUUACCAGUUUAAUAUAUGAACCAAGCGUUUCGUGUCGGGAGAAAAUCUGCAGUGUAGUUACCAGCUUGACACAUGAGUGUUUCACUUGUUGUGAUCCGUUUGGAGCUCGCAGACCAAUCUCUUAUGCCGCAAGGCUUUCAGUACUGUGCUGAUGAGGAGAUGUCAGAAGAGGAGAUGAGAGUGAAAGCCUUGGGCUCUGCCAAUAUUGCACUGGCUGGCAAGACAGAGCUGGAGAAAGCAGCCGUCCUCCAUCAACAUAUUGGAAGCAGGGCAAUGUCUGACAUGGUUAUUGAGACUUUAACAUCUAGUCCAGAUGCACCUGAUGAGAAGGAAGCUGAUCAUCCCACUAAUGUUGAGAGCAGCAGUUUGAAGGAGCAGACUGUUGGAGCUCCGGUUCCUGACUCACCCUCCAAACAGCUUCCAGACCAGAUUUCCUUCUACAGUGGGAAUCCAUCAGUAGAGAUUGUCCAUGGCAUCAUGCACCUCUACAAAACAAACAAAAUGACAUCCCUGACGGAGGAUGUGAGGCGCAGUGCUAUGCUUUGUGUGCUUACUGUCCCCACAACUAUGACCAGCCAUGACCUUAUGAAGUUUGUGGCACCCUUCAAUGACGUCAUGGAGCACAUGAAGAUUAUCCGGGAUUCCACACCCAACCAGUACAUGGUGCUUAUCAAGUUCAGCACCCAGGCUGAUGCUGACAGUUUCUAUACAGCCUGCAACGGCCGGCAGUUCAACUCCAUCGAGGAUGCUGUCUGCCAGUUAGUCUAUGUGGAGAGGGCAGAAGUGAUCAAGUCUGAAGAGGGGGCCAGUUUACCAGUGAUGGACUUGACUGAACUGCCCAAGUGUACCGUGUGUCUAGAGCGCAUGGAUGAGUCAGUGAACGGGGUACUUACCACCCUCUGCAACCACAGCUUUCACAGCCAGUGCUUGCUGCGCUGGGAGGAUGCCUCGUGCCCUGUGUGCAGGUACUGCCAGACCCCUGAGCCAGUCGAGGAGAAUAAGUGUUUUGAGUGUGGAGUGCAAGAGAACCUGUGGAUCUGUCUGAUCUGUGGCCACAUUGGCUGUGGCCGCUACGUUAGCCGCCACGCCUACAAGCAUUUUGAAGAGACGCAGCACACCUACGCCAUGCAGCUGACCAACCACCGUGUCUGGGACUACGCAGGAGAUAACUAUGUGCAUCGGCUGGUUGCCAGCAAGACGGACGGGAAAAUGGUGCAGUACGAGUGUGAAGGCGACUCCUGCCAGGAUGAGAAAAUCGAUGCACUACAGCUUGAGUAUUCCUAUUUGCUGACCAGUCAGCUGGAAUCCCAGCGCAUUUACUGGGAAAAUAAAAUUGUUCAUCUAGAAAAAGAAACAGCCGAAGAGAUCAGCAACAUGAAAGCCAAGUUUAAGGAGACCAUUGAGAAGUGUGACAAUUUGGAGCUCAGACUGAACGAACUAACCAAAGAGAAGCAGUCCAUGGAAAAGAAAUGCACACAACUGAACAGCAAGGUGGCCAAGCUGGGCCAGGAGCUGAGGGAGGAGCAGGAGAUGAACCGCUGCCUGAGAGCCAAUCAGCUGCAGCUCCAGACGCAGCUACAGGAGGAGGAGAGACGGGGCCGGGAGGCUGCCUCCCAAAAGGACGUUCAGAUUGCCGAGCUGCAAGAGCAGCUGCGUGACAUCAUGUUCUACCUGGAGACGCAGCAGCAGAUCAAUCAGAUGCCAGCUGACGCUCGCCAAGAGAUCCAGGAGGGUCAGAUCAACAUCGCCUCAGCUCCUGCACCUCCACAGCCCGGACCCUCUGCUGCAGGCUCAAGCAAGCUGGGUGGCAGGAAGGGGCGUGCCAAGAGAGGGAAGUAGCCAAUCAAUGGAGUGGGCUUGCAAAAAUGACAGACUUGGGGAAACUGCCUUGAAAUUGGCUGACUUUUGGUCAACUUUUGUCAGCUCUCUCAGCUGCCCACAUGUAGCAAGCUUGUGCCUCUAAAUAAGAGGUUGAAAAAGAUGCUGGCUGUACAAAGAGUAACAUACAUAUAGCACUAAUGAACCCUUCACAUCAGUGUGAGUCACUUUCACAGUUUAUCAGAAAUAUAUUUUGGGCACUUGUGGCUCCAGUGAGGGUUCUGCUUAAUCAAGUCUCUUGUGUGAUAUUUGAAUGUAGUGUACAGCAUUUAUGUAAAAGCUGUUGUAUGAUUGAGUUCUUUCAUGUGGCAAACAGCCCAGAUUUGAUCUUCUUUUUCUGUACAAAAACUUUGCACAGCAACACUAUGAGCAAAACAGGGAGGUAUUACCUGUGUCAGUUUGAGUGUAAUUCUGAAUACUCGUUUACUGUCUUUAGUGCCUAGAAAAGACAUAUUUUGUACUUUUCUGAAGCCAAAUACGAAAGUAUUAAAUCUACUUAAUCUGCUUUAAAAAGUCACCUUACCAAACUGUUGUUCUGACUUAGUUUAAUGCACAGUGACUUACAUUCUAUACCUAAAUAGCCUAAAACUGUCCCUCUGGCCACCUAUUUAAAAACUAUGUAGCAGGAGCCACACAAGUGCUGCUGAAGCGUAUGUCCAGCCAUUUUCCAGUACAGUACUCAGUAGCAGGAAAAUGCUGCAAUCCUUGAAUUAAAGUUGAGAUUGUUACACCAAACUGAAAGCAGUGGUCCAAAGUUCUACUCAAGUAUGCAUCUGUCAGAUCAGUUUUUAUCCAAAAGUUUUAUUGCAACAAUAACUGUUGUGAAUGAUGAUGCAUACCUUCCACUGUAAUGUAACUUUACUCUAUUAAAAAAAACAAAAAAAACACUGGACUGAAAGUGAACAUCUCUUUCCAAACAGUGGAUAACAAGUUGGCAAAAUCAGGAUUACUCAGUUAAAGCAAGGAACUUCAGAAAAACGAAGUAAAUGGUUAACUGUUUCAUUACACUACAUCUUUACUUUUCCUGUAGUUGCAGUUGAAAAACAUUCAGAAUUUUCAGCCUAAAGUCCAUCUGCUGCAUCUAACACUAACAAUGAAAUGGGUGCUAAAGCAGGUUCCCUUGGGCUUCAACUAUAAAGCUUUUAGAGCUUUUAAAAGUAAAGAGUGAAAAUGGCCGUGGUAAACAUUCUCCAUGCUAACUCGCCUCUACUUCCUACACUAUUAUAGCCUCUAAAGCGAAAUGUCCUGUGUUAAAGUCUAGAAACCUCCCUGCCUACUAAUGGUGUAACAUAAGCUUUUAUUUUAAAGGCACGUGCUUCGGUGUGGAUACUUUUAGGAACAAGCCAAUAAACUCAGCACUCGGAAUUCCUUCGGAUUUCCCCAGUCUGCGCGUGCGCGAGAGCAAAUGGCGGUACUAGAUAUAAGCAAGCAGGAUUGAAAUAUUCUUUAUCUUCCUGAUGAUGUAGGUUCAUAUUUUCAGGUAAAGCAGCGCGAGCUUUAAAUAAAGCUGUGGCAUUAAGUUUAUGUCACGUCUUCUUCUGUGAGUUUAUUGGCUGGUUGCAAAGCAGAAAUCCGAUUACUGUCUGGCUCCCGUAGACACGGAGUUUCCCAUUAUCUGAUUACUCGAGUGCAUGUAAAUAUGUUGAUCGGGUUACUGACAAAAUCUCAUUUUCUGCAGUUGUCGGAUUAUUAAGAGCAUGUAAACGAGAAAUGAUACAAAACUGAAACCAGAGAGGCCGAGGGCUGCAAUACAGCACUAGGGAAUACAAAUUAACAAAAAAUAACAUGAAAUAGCCAUUUAGCUGUAUAGCUAAAAAUAGUCCAAUGCCCUUUUUGUCCAAAAAGUGUUUCUCAGACACAAUACAUACAUCGUUAGCACGUUUGCUAAUCCCUUGCCUGGACAAUUGUCUCUUGCACUUUUAACAAUGCUUUUGAAAGAUUCGCCCAACCAGUGCUACAGCCUAGUACCAUCUCUGCUGGUCAGAACCUCGUCUGGACCAAACUUUCCUGCAUAAAUGAACAUUUUAUGUUCGCGACGACUCUAUUCUACGAAUCUAUUAGCGUCACAUCGCAACAUUUCACCGGAGGAGUUUUAUGCAUUGUCAUUAAUCACACCCUUCGUCAAUGCAUGUCCACAACUUAUCUUCAAUAUUCCCAAAAAACUAAUUAUUAGAAAACUAGAUUAACUUGCAUGACCUAAACCAGAACGUCAUCUCUACAACUGUGGCUUCUAGAGGGUUCCUGCUUUGCACAGCAAGAAUAUGAAUUACACACGCACACACACUUAAUGGAAAAUCCAAAAUGAAGGUGGAAUUUGGUCAUUUAAUUCCAUCAAAGGCCUGAACAAUUACACUUUAAUACAGCUUUGAAUUAUACCAUUGCGAUUAAGAUUAUUUAUUACAAUAUUAAACAUAAUGGCAAAUCAACUGAACACUUCCUUUUUUGGUACAUUUACAUUUUAUUAAAAAAAAAACAUCCUUUCACA